AUGUGGGACGGCGAAGGCGCCAGCGACGGGAUCGUCCCGCCGCAGAUUUCCAACGAAAUGCACCAACUCAUCGAUGAAAUGCGUCGGUUUUCUCUCAUAUUUCGGUUCAUCAUGGGUAGAACGGAAAAAGUUCCUUCCAAGGUCCUUCAGAAGGAGCCGAAAAAGUUGUGCCGAAAUCUCCAAAAAUUAUGGGAAGAAUUAAAGCAAAAAAGCUUCAAAAAAUGAAACUUCCAGUUUAUUUUCUUUUUUAAUUCUUUCUGUUCUCCUUUCUUGAUAUGAAGGAGCAUAUAAGCAAUUUGCGCAAAGGUCAUUCAGCGAAAAUAUAUUUUUCCCUUCAAAUUACGGUACACACUGAUUUCGAAAAAAACUGUAGAAUAACAGCUAAAAAAUUUGAUAAAGUGAAUUUAAAAAAAAAGUUAUGAAAUAAUUUUUCAGGCCUUCAAGAUUUCGAUUCAAUACGAUUCGCAACAUAUCGAGCCGCUUGCAAAUUACGAUUCAUCCAACAGAAAACUAACGGUGAGAUUUAUUUUCUGAAUUUUUACGCUGCCUGUAUUUUUUCGGGCUUAUAAGAAGCAUAUGAAUUAUUUCAAAAAGCUUUUGAAGGGAAACGUUGGUUUUCGUUGAAAUUACGGUAGAAAUUGGUUUAGAUGUAAUCUAGAAUCAUUAUUUCUCGUCGGGUUUUCAAAGGAGCAUAGGAAUAACUUUUAAAAAAAUUUUUAGGGCGAAACUCCUUUUUUAGGUUCAAAUAACAGUAAACCUCGUUUUUGGUUUUGGGUUCAUUAUGAGUCUACGGAGAAAAAAAUACUCUGAUCGCCGUUAGAAAAAAAUUUUCUUCAAUAACUUCUGAACCUCUUAUUUUUGCAUACUAUUUUGCUGAUCCUCUUAUGUCAUUAGUGAAUUAACUUCGCACUUUUUUUUUCGAAUGAGCUGAAUUAUGGCGUUUUUUUUCCUCUUUUCUCAAAAAAAAAUCAGAUAUUUCUCAACAAUCAAUACUAAUUUCUGUACACUCAGUAAAAAAUGACAACUAUUCGACAAUGGAAAAUUCCAGUUUUUCUGAAAUAAUCGAGGAAAUUUUCAGUGCAUUUGGUCGACAUCUGGAACAUGAUCGAAUCGUUUCGCGAGAACGGCCUCAACGCGAUGCCUGUUCAUGCUUUGGUCGGUUUUUGUUAUGGGGAAAGAUCCGAAAUUAGGAAAAAAAGCGAAUUCGAAGCUAACAGACAGUCGAAGAAACGGAAAAUAGGAACCUGAAAAAGAAAAUGUUGAUAGGGCUCUUAAUAGUCAUAGAGAGAGUGCCUGAAUUUUUUUAUCAUUUAUCAGCUCUUUUCGCGGCUUCUCAACACUUUUUCAUUUUAUGAUGUCUAGAAAGUCCGCCUUUUUUGUGAAUUUCUCGUUUUUUCUUAAUUUUCCCAAAUUUUGACUUACACUACUCCCAGAAACCGUCUCAAAAAAGCAAGACUUUUUUCAAAAAAUGAGCCAUGAACAUUUCAGAUCAAAACCUCACGCCUAGAACUACUUCUGACGACAAUUUUCCACAAUUUGAACAAGCGGCUAGUCGCUUCUCAGCACGUCGACACGGAUUCUUCCAUUUCGAUGCUUUUGUCGUUUCUUCUCGGCGCCUAUGACAAGUUUGUUUUUCAAAACCGAGUUCAGAGGCAAAAAAUCGUUUGGCCGCACGGAGAAUGGCUAAAUAAUCUUCAGUUUUGAUUGAUUGAAAGAAAAUAUUUUGAUUAGAAAAAGUUAGGAAAACUUCUCGAAAAUCUGAUCUUUUCAGAAAUUCAUUAAAAAUUUGACAUUUUCAGACAAAACUCGGGCCGGUUAACAGUUUUCUCGGUGAAAAUCGCUUUGGCGACAAUUUGUGCCGGUAAACUGGUCGAUAAAUUGAGAUGUGAGUCUGUUUAUUCUUUUCAAUUUAUGAAAGAAAAAAGAAUUUAGACAUGUUCUCCCAAAUCGCGGACGCCAACGGUUACAUGGACCACGUCAAAUUCAUCGACUUUUUACAGCAGGUUUUUUUUUAAUGGAAUUGGGUAUAGUCCGUCGACUGGACAGUUUUCGGGUGUCUGCGUCUCCUGUUCCCUCUUCUACGAGGUCAGAGAAACACGAAAAAAUAGCGCGUCAACAAGAGGGGGUCGUCGAGAGACGAGGAGGGCGCAGAGAAGUCCUGCCCUUUCAAGUCGCUAAAAACGGACUAUAUUUUUAUUAGAAUUCUGAAAAUGAAGCAGCUGGAAAUAGUUUAAAAGGAACAGCGUGAUUAGUGGAGAUUUAUAUAGUUGUACAAAAAACUGCUACGGAGUUUCAAAGAGGUCUCUAUAGGUUUUGUUGUUCUCAGGAUCCCUAUAGGAGGCAGUUUAACGGUACCCGACAGCGUUCAAGGGCUCCUUGUAGUCAUAGCCUAGGGACCCCUAUAAGGACCGCCCUGAAGUUACUCAGUAGUUCUUGUGUUUUCUAGAGGCGCAGAAAGUCAAACUGAAAUUUCGUUGGGAGAUUCAUGACACAGACUGAUUUAUUAAAAACUCCUUCAAGAAAUGCUGAAACGGGAAAUUGCAGGUCCUAGCCCUGACGACGGCGGUUUUCGAGGCACCAACGUUUGGAUUUUCUGAAGCGGCCGUCUCUCAAUGCUUCCACAAGGUAGGCGACCGCGACGCACGGCCGCAUUGCAACCAACGAUUCUCAGGACGAGAAAGUGACGCUGAACAUGUUCUUGGACACGUUUCUCUCAGAUCCCUGCCCUCCUUGCAUCAUGUGGCUGCCACUUUUGCACAGGUCAACUACCUUUUGUUUGAGAGUAUUUUGCUCACAAGGAAGCUCAUUUUACUUUGCGGUCGGGAAUUUCCUAAAAUUUGGCCAAUUUUGAUGUACCAAAAGAAGAUCCUGAAAGUCUUAAACUACACAUAUUCCUAGUUUUCUUGAAGGAUUCAAAGUCCCAGAAUAGCCUUUCUGGGGGUUUUGAGGGCUCUCUUAUAUUUUGAGGUGUCUUUUCUCAAAAAACUAGAAAGAUGUACAGUGAUGUACACUUUCAGAUUUUUAUUUAAUACAUCAAGGAUUUUCCUGAGGAAUUUUCGUUUUUCCCAGUUUUAAAGUGAAACGAUUUUUAUUGUGAGGAAAUUACUCAAAAUUUCAGUAAACUCCCCUUUUUCCCCUUUCAAAGGGUCAAAGUUCUGAUUUGAUUUUCUACAGGAUGGCGGCCGUUCAACACGUCUACCACCCGGUGGUUUGCGACGCCUGUCAAGUCAGAUCUUUCACCGGAUUCCGGUACAAAUGCCAAAGAUGCGCCAAUUAUCAACUGUGCCAGAGUUGCUUCUGGCGUGGCAGGACCAGUCAGAAUCACUCGAAUGAGCACGAGAUGAAGGAGUACUCCAGCUAUGUGGGUUUUCGUCCAAAACAAAAAAGUCCAAGAGAGAAACUUGAAAAAGCGGCUACCAAAAAAAAUGUAAAAAUCAGACAAGAAAAAUUUUACAAACAUUAUUCAAGUUUUAAAGCUUUCAUAACCAAGAAAAAUCUGUAGAAUAUCUGAAAAAAAAGUUGGUAAUAGACCUUUUUUUCUGUCAGAGACCAAUCGACGCAAGGAAAAUUAUAUUUUAUUCAAAAAAAUAUUCUGUUUUUUUAAUCACUUUUUUUCUUUGAAGCUUCUCCUCAAGUUUUGGUCUCAAUUUCCAGAAGUCGCCAACGAAACAACUGGCCCACUCCAUCAACAAAAGCCUCCAAUGCAUUCCGACGAGCGCGGAAAAGUCCGGCGACUUCUUCACGGAAAAGCCUCAGAGGCCACUCAACCUACAGAACAUCGUCCCGGCCACGCCGACUACUCUCAGGUAACAUUUAGAAAAAAUAUGUAUUUACUGGCGAAAAAUCAAAAAAUCUUUUCCAGAUUUUGGGACAGCCUUUGAUUAUUUUUUAAAAGAAAUCAUCAUAUCUAGCUCCCAAAAAGACUUGAAAGCUUUGCGAAAAAAUAAUUCCGAUUUCUGAAAGUUUUCAAUCUUGUUUUUUUCUCCGAAAUUCAAUUGAAAAAUUUUAUAAUAAUCCGUCAAAAGUUCUGCAAAAUCAUCAUAUUUUGAAACCUUAUUUUCAAUUAAAAUUUGUUCUACGAUCAGGAAAUAUUUUCAAAUGACAGACUUUCGAGAAAAACUCGCAAGAUAUUCCUUGAAAUACAAACUAACGAGUUACCGCAAACUUACCUCGCAGGCCUCUUUUGAGUACUGAUAGGGAUUCAGUCUGAGUUUCUAGUAUAUUCACGGAUAGUUUGGAUUGUUAAAGGGGCGUGGCCUGUCUACUCUCUUCACUAGACAGGCCUUAUCUCUUCAAUUACCGUGCCAGGACCCUUUUUUCGAUGGCUCAAGCCAGCCGCGAACCUGCUAUAUCCUUCAGAGACCACACUCUCGUACAAAAAAGCCUCCCGAACAGACCAAAGCUCGUGGAAAUCAAAAAAGGACGUUUGUAGACGACAGCACGCGGCGAAUUCCAUGUCGGACUGGCCUCAGUCGCCGGUCCUCCUCCCCGGGCAGAUCUCCCACAGCGGCGUCAUCGACGACGAGCACAAGCUGAUAGCCAGAUACGCCGCCAAGCUCUCGGGCAGGGCCGACGUCCGUGCUCCAUUCUAAAUAGCUAUCAGAAUGCUCUCUAUUUCCAGUACCCACUCUCCGGGGGUCGGCACCCGUCGACGUCCUCGCAACCAAUGGAUGAACGUAGUUUGAUCGCCCAGCUCGAAGAGGAAAAUAGCAUGAUGAUGAGGGAGAUGGCAAGGCUCGAAAGUCAGGUAAAAUCAUAUGAAAAGUUCAACGCCUUGUUGACCCCUCCCUGAGUAUCUUGUAACUGUUAAAUUUGUGGAGAAUUUUUGAAGUGAAGAAUUUUCCAAAGAAACUUUUGAAGAAAUGAGUUUUUCCAGACCACUUCCGACGAUGGUCAGAUAGUCGGACUUCGAGACCGGAAAAUGGAGCUGGAGGAGAAGAUGUUCGAGAUGCAGCAGAGAAGACGCGAGCUUAUGAUGCAGCUCGAACAGCUCAUGGCUCAGCUCAAUGUCAGUUCAUUUUACAGUUUCAAAGCACUUACAAAAACUUGAAAAAAAAUUUUCGCGAUGUUGUUGCAAGCUAGAACUCUCAAAACCAAACGUUUGAAAAAAUGAAAGUUUGAAAACAUGAAAAAGUUUGUUUUCAACAUUUCGAAACAAUCUCAUUUUCAAACAUUGAUCGAAAACGGCCACAUUCAAAUUGUUCAAAUUAUGAUCAAACGUUUUCCGACCGAUAAACGAACGUUUGCUUUUCCGAUCAAACUUUUUUCAAACAUUGAAUGAAUUUUCGUUCCGAUAAAACAUUCGAGUUCGAAAUUUCAAUCAAAGGUCGGUUUCAAUGAAAGUUUGAAAAAUGUUUGGUGGAACGUUCGUUCAAACGUUUGGUUUUGAGGACUCUAUUGCAGGCUCAUUUUCCUCACAAGUUUGGUAAAAUCCAUUAAAAACACACACGGUCGAGACCUUUUUUAAAUAAAAAACGUUUUUUCUGAUUAAAAGCAAGCAAGACAUAUUGAUAUAUCAAAAAUAGACGUUUUCGAGGAAAAAGUCCUACAGACUACUGCUUUGAACAUAUUCAAUUUCAUUAAUUUCUGAGAAAGAAACUAAAAAUCUUCAUCUUUGAACGCUUUAGCCUUCAUCAAAAUGCAAAAAAAGAACUUGAAAUUUUCUAGUCGACACCGGUACCGACAGGAACUGGCGUGUCCUCGGCCUCAUUAUCUCAACUUCCUUUCAUUGGCGACCAACUUUCCGGAGUCAAUUCCAACGUUUUGACGGCUUUCCGGGCCGGAAGCCUUCCGGCGACCUCCCUUCAGGUACAAAUUUUCAAAAAGAUCAUAAUUUGAAAUAUGGCUAGAAGUUCUAGCAAAACAUUAUGCUCUAAAAAGGAAUUUUUUCAUCAAAUCAUUCUCAUACACAAUAUUUUUAUGAGACGCUUCCAGAACGGCAAAGUGGGACGUUAAUUAUUCUUCGAUUUUCAAAGAUCGGUAUUAUUCUUCAAAACGAAAAGGCAAUUUUGAUCUGAUAAGAACAAAUUAAAAUUCAGGGCGAUCUUCUACACGCAGCCGAUGAAAUUACUAACAAUAUGAGCGAUUUGGUACGACAACUCGAUCAAGGUUUUUUUUUAAUGUUCUUAAAUUUUAUACUGAAAGCCUGGAUAAUGACAGAUGAAGCUGUGAAAAACCUGAAAGUGUCCGAAAGCGAAGAAUCAACGGCGACCUGAAGAGACGCCAGAGAAAUUAGUGACGUCUGGUUUCUCUGGCGCCUCUUCAGGUGGCCUUUCCUCUUGCAGUUUCUAUUUUUAUUGGUUCCUAUCUUCAAGCUUACUGAUAACGUCUUAAAAAAUAAUUAAGGGAUAAGAGUAAAAAAAAAGAAAGUGAGAGACCACGACGGCCAAAAGAGACGUCAGAGAAAUCAAUUUUUAUAUACACCGAUUUUCAGCUCAAGCUCAAGAGAACGGCGUGAUGCUCAGCAACGGUCACUGA
Messenger RNA from Caenorhabditis auriculariae, 6477 nucleotides. The record is from the annotation of a GenBank genome assembly. NCBI's taxonomy places the organism in Eukaryota, Metazoa, Nematoda, Chromadorea, Rhabditida, Rhabditidae.